AUGUUGGGCUCUGGUUUUCUCGAGUUCAAGCUUAACUACGCGCAAAUCCAUCACUUCGGCAUUGGGGACGUCGUCAGCUCCGAGAACUUCUCCGCCGGGGGUUACCUGUGGAGGAUUAACUGCUACCCGCGUGGGGACAAGGUAGAUGGAGACAACGAGCAUUUAUCUAUCUACCUACAGCUGCUGACCAAAUCCAAGAACGUCAGAGUCAGAGCCAUCUUCGAUGCUUCCAUGGUGUGCAGAGAUGGCACGCUGUCUUCUUCAGAUGCGCUCAGGUCCGUGGAGGUUUACCCACCCAGGGGCGGCAUCGAGCUGGGGUGGAAACGCUUUGUGAAGCGAAGUCAUCUCGAGUUGCUCUAUGUGAUGAAUGGCAGGGUCACAAUCUUGUGCGGGGUCAUAGUCAUUGACAGCACCUUGCCUGUGCCGCCACCGCCCGACUUAGCAAGCCAUCUGGGCCACCUACUGGAUUCCACUUUGGGGACAGAUGUGUAUUUCAUCGUCGGCGGUGAGGUGUUCCCUGCUCACCGUGCCGUGCUCGCAGCCCGAUCACCGGUCUUCAACGCAGAGCUCUUUGGCGCCAUGGCAGACGCCACAAUGCCAUCCAUCACGCUGCACGACAUCGAGCCUGCUGCAUUCAAAGUUAUGCUCCAGUUCAUUUACACCGAUGCCUUGCCUUCGGAUGAUGAGCUUGGAGACCCUCUCGCUGAGAUCAUGAUGAUACAUUUGCUUGUCGCGGCUGACCGAUUUGCACUGGACCGUCUCAAGGUUAUAUGUGAACUCAAGCUAUGUGAGAAUGUCUCAGCGGAAACGGCUGCUUCUAUUUUAGUUUGCGCUGAGACAUACGGCUGUCCGGAGUUGAAGAGAAAGUGCAUGGACUUCUUUGCUGUGAAGACAAAUUUCAGGAAGGCAGUGGUCACAGAUGGUUUUGUCAUGCUGUUGCAGAAAUUCCCAACACUUGCUGCUGAUCUGGCAAUGACAGUGGGGCUAUAG
Miscanthus lutarioriparius is the source of this 990-nucleotide messenger RNA. The record is from the annotation of a GenBank genome assembly. NCBI's taxonomy places the organism in Eukaryota, Viridiplantae, Streptophyta, Magnoliopsida, Poales, Poaceae.